Molecule: messenger RNA, 222 nt
Organism: Blastomyces gilchristii SLH14081
Lineage: Eukaryota; Fungi; Ascomycota; Eurotiomycetes; Onygenales; Ajellomycetaceae
Exons: 1
Coding region: 1-222 (73 amino acids)
Source: RefSeq, a predicted model, not a curated record
AUGCCGGAGAAUGCUUUGAAAAAGGUGGAAAAGGAAACAGCAGUUGCAGAUGCAACAGUCGCGGACGCAACAGUCAUGAAUGCAACAGUUGCAGACACAGCAGGAACAGCAGUUACAGAUGCAGCAGUAGCAGUUGCAGAUGCAACAGUUGUGAACACAGAACCAAGAUUGAAAGAGAUCAGCCACACACGCACAAAAGCUAAUGAGUUACUCCUGAACUGA